Molecule: messenger RNA, 946 nt
Organism: Jatropha curcas
Lineage: Eukaryota; Viridiplantae; Streptophyta; Magnoliopsida; Malpighiales; Euphorbiaceae
Source: RefSeq, a predicted model, not a curated record
AUGGAUGAUGAUAGAAUUAGAACAAUCCCAUUCUAUGAAGAAGACGAUGACGAAACGAAUCUGAAGACAAUUGAAAUUAAAACAAUGAGACCAAUCGUACAGGGAUUACAAGAUAAGAUCAAGCUAGUUCCUUUGAAUCUUCAAAAUAGGCCUUCCUGGUACGGGGAGAAGGUCUACCCUGCCAAUAAGGUGCCAGCCUUGGAACACAAUGGAAAAAUCAUUGGGGAGAGUCUUGAUUUGAUCAAAUACAUUGAUGCAAACUUCGAAGGGCCAUCUCUUCUUCCUGAUGAUCCUGCUAAGAAGGAGUUUGCUGAAGAGUUAUUUUCCUACACUGAUACAUUCACCAAAACAGUGUUUACUUCAUUCAAGGGAGAUGCAGUGAAAGAUGCUAGUCCUGCUUUUGAUUACUUGGAAAAUGCUCUUCAUAAAUUUGAGGAUGGACCAUUCUUGCUCGGUCAAUUCAGUUUGGUGGAUAUAGCCUAUAUACCAUUUGUUGAAAGAUUCCAAAUUUUCUUUUCGGAGGUUUUCAAAUAUGAUAUCACUGCUGGCAGGCCUAAACUUGCAGCUUGGAUUGAGGAGAUGAACAAGAUUGAGGCAUACAAGCAGACAAAAACAGAUCCUAAAGAGCUAGUUGAAUUUUACAAGAAGCGCCUUCUGGCUCAGUAAUGUUCUUACCAGUAACUGUUUUGCAUAUGUACUUAAUAAGAGACUUCAUUCUCCUGGGAAUGUAUCAUUGUUGACUAUAUAAUAUUUUGUGUUAGUUUGGGAUAGUUAUCUGCAGUUGAUGAUUCUGAAUCAUCAAGGUUUGGUCUUUAGUUCUGGAAGGAUCAAAUCUAUGUUAGUAAUAGUUUUCUAUUGACGAAUGGGGUUUUUGUAUCUGGAAUACAUAAAUAAAGAUCAUAUUUAUGUGUUACUCCUUUUUCUUGUUUCAGUCACUUAAAAUCAA